UGUGUGAUGGAUGCAUCGCUGACGUGGAGACGGGAGAGUCGCAUCCAGAGGUCCACGGAGGAGGGAGCAGCUCUGCGCGACACAUCCACGGCGAUCGGAUGAAAUAUGACGAGUUCCCGCUGACCGUGGACCGGCUGCUGCAGAGGUGACCUGCAGCCUGCAGGUGCAACACGCGUGUCUUAUGAGGAGCUCAUCAGGUGCCGCGUCUGGGUGUCACCUCCAGGGAAAUGUCGUCUCACUUCACUGAUCGUUUGUAUGGUCGCGGAUUUUACAUGAUGGCACGGACAUCGGAUCGCCUUGCCUUCUUCUUUUCCCUUUGCCACUGGCUGAAUUGUGCUCAUUCAUGACUUAUGCCCUGAGGAAAAAAUCUGCGUCUGGUGUUUAUGUAGCCUUUCAACCUAGUCAGUAAUUACAUAUCACAAUUAGACCGGGAACCACGGAAAGAAUGAAGUCAUUAAACAAUGGAAACACCUUCAAUAUGUUGACCUAAAGGAGAGAAGAUAGAAGAGGGCCUGGAGGUGAAGCCAUGGUCAUCAGUGAUAUAAACAAUAGCACUCCUGUGCCUAAAAAGGAGCCCCAGAAGAAGAGGAAGAGGAAGUCUCGCCCUCAUGGCCUGCCCUCUCCAGCCCUGUGCUGUGCCUGUGGCCUAUGCAUCAUGCUGGCAGGACUCAACAUCACCCUGGUGGGAGCGUUCGCCUUCACCACAUUGAUGCCUUCUGCCAACCCCCCCAUCAUCAUCGGACCUGUGCUACUGCUUGUGGCUUUCUCCUUUUUCGGGGCCUGUUGCGUCUGCAGCCGUCUGCCCCCUCCUCAGAGCUCACGGGGGUCCAACGUGGGCAGCAGGGGCACGGGGCUGAUGGGACGAGGAGGGCUGGCCGGCGGGGCCGCAUUUGAAAUCGAGACCAGCGAGCACACGCUGCAGGACACUACAGCUGUCCAGCUGAGUCCCACGUCCUCAGCCGGAUCAUCCCGAGCCUCCAGCCCAGACAUGGAGGCUCCAGAUGCCGACCCGCUGGGACCUUGCAAGCUCUUUACCCUGGAGAGCAACGGCCUUUCUUCUGUGUCUGCCACCGCUGUGUUCUCAGCCUCUUCAGCAACAGGCGGGGAGGUGAAGCUCAACCUGCCACGCGAAGAAGUGGCCACCUAGCAGGAAAGAACCGCCUUCAAAGCCUGAGUGCUAGCACUGUAAAUAUUCUUCUGAGUCGAGGGCUUGCCAAGAGUGAUUUCUGUCCUCUUGUUUACGUAGUGCCAUAUUUCUGGGUGUGACAGUUCCUCAAGAGUAUGCUUUUGAUUUCUCUUGCUCUGCAUGCAAAGUUUAUGAAGCAUCCAAGUACUUGCGGAUCAUGUUUUGGGAUUUCGAUUCCUACCUCUGUUGUGCUGUUCCCUUAUACUGGUUUGUUUUAAACAGGGCAUUAUCAACUAUUUUUCAUGUAGAAGAUCAAAAUGUCUGAAGGGUAUUUCAUUGUUGCUGUGGUUAGUGGUUACCUCACCUGUCAGCAGCGAUUUCAGAGGGCUCCACUGAAAACCGUGGUAACUCAUUUAUUCUGAAAAGAUUACACGUGAAAGGCCAGUAACUGAUCAUGACAGGUGAUAUUUGGUAUUUUGUGUGUCAUGCUCAAAGCUGAACUUGUUUUAGGGCUAUGAGACUUUCAAGGCCACUGAGGUCUUAAAGCAGUAUUCCCAGAGCAUAGAAUCAGCUCUUGGCACACAUAUGUGAUGAACUAACUAUAUAGCCGAUACAUUUGCAGUAUAUUUACAUGUAACUGUGUACAAUGUUGGUUCUCGGAUGCAUUCUUGUAUUUUGUAUGUAGCUGUUGUCACUGCAUCAACAUAACACUGUGAAUAUUACCUCUCUGUGCAUGAUUUUGACAGUUUCUGCAUUUUUAGUGAAGAUAGUUGCAGCUUAAAUUUCAGUUUUCAUGUUUAUCAUAACUUUUCUCCUAAACAUUGGAACGGUUAGUUUAAUGUCCAAGCCACAAUGACUUGCUGGUCACAUUUGAUUUGAAUUUUCUGUGCACCUUGAUUCAGACGGAACAUGUUUUAUAAAUGUGAGUGCAUGACUUUCACAGCAGAUGUUUACCUCAGCUGGGUUAAGUAUUUACAGAAGUGGAAAGUAAAGAUUUUAAAUUUGAAAUGCUCCCCAUCACUGUGAUGUCUUCUUGCCGGUCACAAGCCUUGACUGAUGGCAGGACACAUUUGAACACCGAUCUCCUUUGAAAGAAUAGUUGCCUUAGACUGAAUUAUCAGGAUCAAUCUAACGAGGGCUAUAUAAAAGUGCACAAUUGCAGUUUGUCUUAGGAAAGCCUCUUUUGGCUCCGUAUUUCAAGGAUUUUUUUUUUCUUGUGUGCUAAUGCAUGGAAAUGUUCUAAAUAAUCCAUCUUGGAAAUCUGUGGAUUAGAAACAGACUAAAGACUUGCAUGAAGAAAAAGCAACAGACCCUUACACACUGCAGUUAUUCAUGACACAAUUCCUUAAAAGGAACAUUUUCCUCACCAAAUUCAGUUUUAUAUGCCAAAUAAGAGCUUAAAUUUGCAUGUUUAGAAAAAAGACUUAAGGGAAUGCAAACACCUUGUUGUGAAAUGUUAUUAUCUGUGUGUUUUAAAUUGUGGAGCAAUUAAAACAAAUGUAAGGCAUUAAAAAUCUUUGUGAAGAUUAUAAUUUAAAGUUGCCAAUCCAAAUGUGAAU
Molecule: messenger RNA, 2685 nt
Organism: Cololabis saira (Pacific saury)
Lineage: Eukaryota; Metazoa; Chordata; Actinopteri; Beloniformes; Belonidae
Gene: tmem275a
Product: transmembrane protein 275a
Exons: 2
Coding region: 527-1147 (206 amino acids)
Source: RefSeq, a predicted model, not a curated record